Macrobrachium nipponense is the source of this 810-nucleotide messenger RNA. RefSeq lists its product as uncharacterized. The record is from RefSeq and is a predicted model, not a curated record. The transcript is spliced from 2 exons. The coding region runs from base 1 to 810 and encodes 269 amino acids. Lineage: Eukaryota; Metazoa; Arthropoda; Malacostraca; Decapoda; Palaemonidae.
AUGAAUGCAAAACUAGAUAAUGAUAAUGAUGGUUUUAGGGAAUGCAUGGGUGUCCAUGGUGUAGAGGAGAUGAAUGAUAAUGGUGUUCGACUUGCCAGUUUUUGUUUAGCUAAUGAAUUGAUAACAAGCAACACACUAUCUCGACGGGGAGCUGAUAUAGGAAGCGACCACCAACUUGUCUCAACACUUAGACACAAGUUGAAGACCAGGAAAGCUAAUAUAGACCUACCUCCCAGAUAUGACAUUGAAAAGCUAAGACAACAAAGUAGUGAAAACGAUGAUUACGUUAUAGAAUGCAGGAACAGAUUUACAGUCUUAGAGAUGCUACCUGAUGAAGAAGUAGAGAUGGAUGUGAACAUUCAUUGUAAAAAAGUAGAAGAAAUCUUUCAGGAAUCUGCCAACAUCACAAUCGGAGAGGGAAUUGGAGCAAGAAGAAAGAAAUGGAAGAGUUGUGAAACAUGGAAAUUGAUAGGGAAAAGAAGAAUGGCAAAACUCAACUUCGAAUCAUUAAAGGAAAACAGCCCACAUCUGACCUUAUUACGAAAUGAAUAUAUGAGCCUUGAUAGUGAAGUAAAGAGAUGCUGUAGUAGAGACAAAAGAAGGUUCAUAGAUUCUACUACGGAUAAGACAGAACAUAAUCUAAAUAGAGGAGAUGGAAGAAGUAUAAGAUUUGCAUGUGAGGGUAUUCGAGAAAUCACUGGAAAGAAGAGGAAUAGAGGUGAGUUACCUGUCAGAGAUAUAAUGGAAAUCUUCUUACCAAGGAAUCUGAAAUUAGAGCUAGAUGGAAAGAACAUUUUGAAAAAACACUAA